Molecule: messenger RNA, 1467 nt
Organism: Scedosporium apiospermum
Lineage: Eukaryota; Fungi; Ascomycota; Sordariomycetes; Microascales; Microascaceae
Exons: 4
Coding region: 1-1467 (488 amino acids)
Source: RefSeq, a predicted model, not a curated record
AUGGGUCUCCUUGACGGCUUGCUGGCAUCCUGCGGCCUGAGACGCGAGAGAAGGAGGAGGUUUCGAGUCCCGAUCCCGGCUGGUUAUCCCCAGGCAUUGGACUCGCAAGCGACGACGAGCCCGAACACCGCGGCAAGCGAUCCGAUUGACUCCGAUGCGGAUGCCAACGUCGGUUUGGACGGCGAGUAUGUCGCCAGCCCAGCUGGAAGCCCGGCUGGAAGUCGUCCUGGCACUCCGCGCCCACCCAACUUUGGGAAAGGCAGAGCGCGGCGCGGAAGAUUUUUCGUUCCGCCCACCUCCCCCAGCUCGGCCUCGUCCGAGUCUGAGGAAAGUGCUUCCGACGAGGAGUGGGAGGACCCAGUGCUGCACACAUCUGAUCAGCCCCAUGGAGACAUACGCUUCACGGCAGGGUGGACUUUCAUCCGCGGUGCUGGUCCCUCCUUCCCUCCUCCUCGUCGCCAUUGCCAACGCGAAACCCAACGCGAAACCCACCGCGCUGGUGAAUCAUCUUCUUCCGCUGGUUCUUCCCACAAUAGAAACCAAAACCAAAACCGUCACUCUCACCGUCACCCUCACCGUCACCCUCACAUCAACACCACCACCAACCGUGACCGCAACAGCAAUUCGCCUUCUAGCAUCCCUGAUACUGCUCCCGACGGUUACAUCCAUUUUGAACCAGACAUGCCUCGCGUUCGCUUCCAAUACCCCGAGUAUCCCCCUCGCACACCCGAGAUCACUCUCGCGGCUCUGCCUAACCUUUACCUCCGACGUGACGAGGCCAGUGCCGAGGCCUACGCUGGAGCUCGUCCUUUCCACCUCGCUCCCAAUGGCCAGGGUGUCUACCCGGGCGGUGUUUACACCCAGAUGCACCAGCCUGGUCUGGGCCAGCCCUUCCUCCGAGGUGUCCCUGUCCAAGCGGCUCAGGGCGUCAAUGCAAGUUCUUCUCCAUCUCUUUACUCCCCCCCCUUGUUACGUUCUUUGCUCAAGGUUACUUUGCACCCCGGUGCUCAGGGCGGCUUGGCGCCUUCUUUUACCGUCCCUGUCACGAUCCCGGUGCAGGUCGGAGCUGGUCCCUCGGCCGCUCCUCAGCCUGAUAUCCUCCCCAGCGGCCUCUAUGCCCACCACCAUUUGGUCCCUGGUGGCGGCGGCGUAGUCCCCCCCUUCACCCCUUACCAGGGAGGAUGCAGCACGGGUGGUAUUCCCCCUUAUGUCAACGGCCCGUUCGGUGUUGGCAUGCCUGGUGGCCCCGGCUAUGGCUGCGGCAACUAUGGCACCAUGCGACAUGGCCAUUUCGAGGCGGAGGACUUCCAGCCCUCCGAUGAGGAUCCUAACCGCAUGUACUACUGCCGCGAGCUUGAUGGUAGCUGGACUCUUCGUUCCCGCUUCGCCAUCAACAAGUCGCGCAAGGACAUCCGCUGGUACAUCACCCCCGAGGGAAUGUUCUACGCCAUCCGCAUCCGAAACUAG